AUGUCAGAUGAAAGUCCGAAGAAACUAAAGUUUCUUUCGCUUGGUAAUUGCAAGAGCGCAAUCCGAUUAGUCCUCAAACUAAUCCAAUUUGCAGAUGGAGGUGGUGUAAGAGGCUUGUCGUCUCUUAUCAUUCUCAAGAGGGUCAUGGAUAUCCUUGGCGCCAAAAUGAAACGACAAGACUUGCAGCCAUAUCAGUACUUUGACCUGAUCGGAGGCACAAGCACUGGAGGUAUCAUCGCGCUGAUGCUCGGUCGCAUGCGAAUGAGUAUCGACGAUUGUAUCAACGAGUACCAACGACUAGGUAGCAUCGUCUUUGGAAAGCCACGCAACGGCGAGUAUAUGUUCGAUGAGAAGAUUCUCGUUCGCGAGACAAAGGCUGUCGUUGCGAAGUACUUGGGUAAGGAGGAUGCACCGCUUCUUGACCCUCUCGGAGAUGAUGCAUGCAAUACUGUCGUUUAUACCAUCCCAUACCAAAAUGCAGUUCAGCAAACAGCUACAGCUUUGCGCUCGUACAUAAACGAAGACAAGGACCCGAGGCCCAAGGCAUGGACUAUUUGGGAAGCUGUUAGAGCGACAUCAGCUGCACUGACCGUUUUCGAGCCCUUCGUCCACGGUCCACCUGGAAAAGAAGUUCGAUACAUGGAUGCUGGCUUUGGCUACAACAACCCGAGCGAUCUAAUUCUCCAAGAGGCUAGAAGUCUUUGGGAAGGUGAUCACUACCUAACCCUUAACUCCGACGUAGGAGUCUUUCUCAGCCUGGGCACUGGCAUGGGACAUAUCGUCCGAAUGGACAAUGACACCGUCAUUCAAACUGUCACAGCCAAGUUCCGAGCACCUGUCAAGGCAGUCGACGCCAUGAAGCAGAUCGUCACUGGGACUAACAGAAUUCACCGAAUCGUUGCUGAUCAAUUUGGGUCGAACAGCAUCAGGUACUACCGGUUCAACGUGGAUCAAGGCCUCGAAGGCGUGAAGCUCUUCGAUCACAAGAGGAGAGAGGACAUGGAGGUUGAUACUGAUGCCUAUCUUGAGAAGUUCGAGGUAGGAAGACAAGUAAAGAAAUGCGUGGAUGUUAUGAAGGUUCUGCCUGUACGAGAACCAGGUUUGUUGGAUAACCGGCACGACGAAGAGGAUAUAUAUAGUCUUGGAGAUGAUGGAACUCCAGAACAACGGAAGCUAUUGGAGAGAUUGAAGGCCUUGAGAAUAAACCGUGAGUACUUUGAGCGGCAUCAAAAAGACUGGGAGAGUCAGGUCAAUAAGCCAGAGGCAAAGUACCAUAAGCGUCUUUAUAGAGCUAAUAGCCACUUAGAAGUCGAAACGGUGGGAUACUUGUGGAACGCCGUCGUCCAAGCCGAUCUACUCGACGAGCGAGGUCGAGAGAUACUGGUAUCCUGCACACCAAACCCACAUCGCCCUCAGCUCACAGUCACGGACGAGUGCAAAGCAAUCGCAUACUACAGCCCAGGAGACGAAACACCCGAGAGGAUCGCGUCUAGGAUAGAGCUAGCUAACCAAGAUCUUUCACAUGCUUUUCACAUCCUCCGCCAAAUACGCUACACGGCUGCAGCUUAUUGGGAAUGGGAAGAGCAUAGUCUCGUGUACUACUGGGUUGCGAAGAGGAUGGGUGGCAUUCUGGAACUCUGGGGAUGUCGUCGUGAGGCUAGGGACCUUUACUUGGAGGCGAGAGAUGGGAAGGUCAAGAUGUUUGGGGUGGACCAUUGGUCUGUAAGGAGUUUACAAGAUAAGUUGGAGAAGUUAACGUAUACACUUCGAGAAUAG
This is a messenger RNA of Fusarium redolens, 1776 nucleotides long. Its product is annotated as acyl transferase/acyl hydrolase/lysophospholipase. Bases 1 to 1776 code for a protein of 591 amino acids. Lineage: Eukaryota; Fungi; Ascomycota; Sordariomycetes; Hypocreales; Nectriaceae. Gene Ontology annotation, cellular component: membrane. The transcript has 5 exons. Gene Ontology annotation, biological process: arachidonate metabolic process. The record is from RefSeq and is a predicted model, not a curated record.